CAAUCUUGAUUGCCGAUUGGUUGUUUUAAGCUCGUUUUGGCGGUUUGGUCUGGCUUCUGAUCGACCGAUGUUUUUAUGUCAUUAUUGUUUAACAUUGUAAUAAGUGUGGUUUUGUAUGUGUGUUUCACUAGUCUUAACAUGGAUGAUGUAGCAAGGACCCUUUUGCAGCGAACGUUACGUAAGAUACCAACUCGAAAGUUAGAGGAAACUAUAAAAAAGUGGUCUCACCUAUCAAGAAGACAACAACAAUCUCUGAACUACACCCAGUCGAAAUGGAUAUUACUUCAAAAACUUGUUUCUUUUUGUGAGGACAAUGAAUUAACAGUGAGACACGUGAGCGAACUGGAGAUGAUCUAUUGUAUGGAAAAUCCUAACCUAGGAACCUGGAAGGCCUGCCAUCUUACAGAUGCUGAAGAUGAUGCCACAUCUCUAGACCUAAUGUGUUUUAAGGAGCAAUUCAAAUCCCACUUGGCAGAGUUGACCAGAAAUGUCUCAAUCAAAAUCAAGAAGCAUGAGAAUGAGACCAUUUGGAUACGCAUCGCUUGGGGGGAGAACUUUAUCAAACCUAAUCACUUAAAGCCUACAUAUGUGGUGCAUGAUCUUCAAACCCCAUAUGUUUUCAUCUGCAACUUGAGCUCAAAGAACAAGCCACUGUUGUACCAGACCCUAGUUCUGGCCACCAAACAUGGCUCCAUAAAAGACGCGCAUCUGAGUGGACGAAACCUUCAUGCGGUCAGGGAUCUGCUGAUGGGCAACUACCAUCAGACAUUUCCAACAAAUCACCAAAGGCCGCUUGAGGAGAUGUCCCCUCCUCCAACACAUCCCAAUAUUGAAAAUGAGCAUAAAGAGCAUGCUGAGAAAAGACAGCAGGUUGCGUGUGAAGCAUUUGGGGAAGGAAAAGUUCCUAAACUCGAAACUGCCACAUACACGUUGGAGACAAGGUUCAGGGGUGGUGGUAGCAUUGACACCCUUGUUGAUGGUGAGAAACCCUUCAGAACAGUUGUGCAGUUUGCCAGCACCAGCCUCCUGGAAUCUUUACACCAUUGUGUAUCUUCAGGUAUUGCCGAUGCUCCAGUCUCACCACUUUUGUCAUCCAUCACUCAGAAAGGACGGAAUUACUUUGUCAUCACAGACAAAGCAGACCGAUGACCUGAUAACACCACUCAGAAUUCUAGAGCAAAAGUCUAAGAGCAGAAAUCCAGUGUGUGUGAUUUUAUGUUUGUUUGUCAAUGUAAAGAUUUGCACCAUAAUCUAGACAGACGUCGUUUUCCACUGAGUUAACUACUAGUGUUUUAUAUCUAUAAUACCCUUUUUUGGUAGUAUUAUUUUCAGUGGAGAAAACAUGCCCUGUUUAUUUUUAACAACAUAUUAAAUUCAAAACCCCUAUGUGUUAUUUUUUUUUAUAUCUUUACUUCUUAUCUAAAUAAAGUUCUUAAACAGAUUAUGUAGUGAAU
Clupea harengus (Atlantic herring) is the source of this 1454-nucleotide messenger RNA. RefSeq names its product centromere protein N (gene cenpn). Gene Ontology annotation, cellular component: nucleoplasm. NCBI's taxonomy places the organism in Eukaryota, Metazoa, Chordata, Actinopteri, Clupeiformes, Clupeidae. Gene Ontology annotation, biological process: CENP-A containing chromatin assembly; chromosome segregation. The record is from RefSeq and is a predicted model, not a curated record.